Molecule: messenger RNA, 1277 nt
Organism: Meleagris gallopavo (turkey)
Lineage: Eukaryota; Metazoa; Chordata; Aves; Galliformes; Phasianidae
Source: RefSeq, a predicted model, not a curated record
CUCCCUCACCCUUUCCUCACUGUGGGUUCCCUUUGCAGGACUCCUUGCUUGUGUGGAAGAUGUCCUGCUCCAGCCUGUGUGCCCCUGCCUGUGGGGUGGCCGCCCCGGCCCCACUGGCUGACAGCUACAACGAGCCCUGCGUGCGCCAGUGCCCCGACUCCACCGUGGUGAUCCAACCCCCGGCCUCCGUGGUCACCUUCCCUGGGCCCAUCCUCAGCUCCUUCCCGCAGAGCUCCGUGGUUGGCUCAGCAGGAGUGCCCGCCGUUGGAUCUGGCUUGGGUGGCACCUUUGGACGUAGUGCCGGCUUUGGGGGCUAUGGAGGCCUGGGAGGCUAUGGAGGCUCUUAUGGCCUUGGGGGCUUUGGGGGCUAUGGAAGCUUUGGCAGCUGUGGAUACGGUGGCUUGCGCCGAGGUCUGGGAUACCUCAGCGGCAGCUGCGGGCCCUGCUAAGCACAGCACUGCCUCUGUCUGCGGUUGAAGGAGAGCUCUGGAGAAGCCCCAGCUCAUCCCCACCAGAUGCCAUGAGGAAUGGCUCCCCUUCAGCAUUGCUGAGUCCGGGAUUCAAUUCCUCAUGCUUGCAUGGGGACCGGCUCAGCCUUCCUCUGCUCCCCUUGAUCUUCACUUCAGUGUUCUCUGCCCCAUGAUUACGCAGCCCUGUGCUGGCUCCCUGCUCCUUUCCCUCUGCCCUCUGCAAGAAGAUGGGGACAGCCUCUGGCCGGGGGCUGCCCAUUUUACAUCUUCCUCCUCCUCCCCGGACCUGCAAUAAAAGCUCCCUUACACUGCAUUCUUGAACUUGAUGUUUUUAUCUUCCUUCUCCUUACCCCACAUCUCAGAACCUACAAGUGUGUGCUGUGAGCGGCUCCCACAGUAUUGCCACUGCCACAUUAGGCCGUUGGGGCAGUCCAUUACAGCUGAGGAUCACCAGUGCACAGAUGGUCCUGCAGAGCCCAUUCCACUGAGUCCUCCCUUCUCGCAAUGCGCGUAAUGACACCUCACAAACAAACCUCACUUCAGUAUGUUAACACUCAAUGGACAUCCCACAGAACCUCUACCACACCCUCUUGCCAUCCAGGGCUCUCCAUGCCUUGAUCACCUUCUUUUCCUGCCAUGGCAGUGUUCACACGUAGAGGUCAGAGGAAAUUUGGAAACAAGCAGUGCACGGACAGUGUUGUUGCCAUCUGCUGACAGUGCCCCCAUGCCCCACUCCUGGAGGGGACAGUGGGGCUAGCCAUGAAUGGAGCACAACCAUCCUGUCCCAGGGAGCACAAAGGUCUUGAG